Platichthys flesus (European flounder) is the source of this 2984-nucleotide messenger RNA. Its product is annotated as solute carrier family 22 member 13-like. Gene Ontology annotation, biological process: transmembrane transport. Gene Ontology annotation, cellular component: membrane. The coding region runs from base 140 to 1741 and encodes 533 amino acids. Lineage: Eukaryota; Metazoa; Chordata; Actinopteri; Pleuronectiformes; Pleuronectidae. The record is from RefSeq and is a predicted model, not a curated record. Gene Ontology annotation, molecular function: transmembrane transporter activity. The transcript has 10 exons.
GACUUGUGUCUGAAGGAUUUUUACAUGACAUGAACCUGACAGAUCAUAAAACAAUGUGAUUGUCAGUUUAAACAUUAACUUUCAGGACGAAACUCUGGACAUUUCGGACGCUGCACUCUGAGUACAUACAGACGACAAUAUGAGCAGCUUCGGGCAGAUCCUGAAGGAGAUUGGAGAGUUUGGUUUAUUUCAGAAGCGUUUAGUCGCUGUGUUAUGUAUUGCAAACAUUUUCUGUGCUUAUGAACAGUUUGGACAAGUGUUUACUGGCAUGAACUUCCCUCAUCACUGUAACACUGACUGGAUCCUGGACCGAGGACCCAACCUGACUGUGGAGGGACAGAUAAAUCUCACAAUCCCUGUGAACAAAGAUGGAAAGUAUGAGAGCUGUGAAAUGUUCACACCUGUGGAUUGGGAUUUGGAAAAGAUUGAAGCAUUUGGGAUUAACACAACAACAGGAUGCAUAAAUGGAUCAGAUUACGAGUCACCCAAAGGGUCCACCAGCUUCGUGACAGAUUUUGAUCUGGUGUGUGAAAGGAGCAGUCUCAUUGCGGUUUCACAGUCCAUAUUCAUGGUCGGUUUCCUGGUUGGAGCGUUGGUGUUUGGGCUGAUGGCUGACAGUUUUGGUCGACGCUUCGUGGUCCUCCUCUCGGUCCUUCAGCUACUGCUGUGUGGUGUUGCUGCUGCUUUCUCACCCAACAUCUAUGUCUACAUCGUUAUAAAAUUCUUAGGUGGCAUGUCAAAUUCUGGAAUCGUUAUUAAUGCAUUUGUCAUAGGUGGAGAAUGGAGUGAUUCUUCCAAGUUUGCUCUCUGUACCUUCAUCUGCCAAUCGACAUUUCCUGUUGGACUGAUGGUGAUGUCUGGCAUUGCCUAUCUGAUCCGUGACUGGAGGAUCCUGCAGCUGGUGCUCUUCUGCCCUCUUGUCCUUGUUCUGGGACUAUUUUACUGGGUUCUUCCAGAGUCAGCUCGCUGGCUCCUCACCCAGGGCAGGAAGAAGGAGGCCAUAAAGGAAAUCUGCAGGGCAGCUAAGGUGAAUGGGAGGAAGGUCCCAGAAGACCUGAUGGAGAGGCUUGAGGCUGCAGGAACAUCCAAAAGAGGAAACAUGUUGGACAUCUUCAGGAUCUCCUAUCUGAGAAAACGUACUCUUGUAAUGGGCUUCAUCUGGUUUGCAACUAGUCUGACAUACUAUGGACUGAGCCUGAAUGUCGGCAACUUUGGUCUGGAUAUCUACCUCACGCAGUUCAUCUUUGGUCUAGCAGAAGUUCCUGCAUGUCUGGGCUCUUUACCACUCAUCCAGCACUUUGGGAGGAGGAUAUGUCAAGCUGGGAUGCUGAUCUUUGCAGGUUGUGCUUGUCUUGGGACAAUUGUGAUUCCAAAAGAUCUUCCUCAAGUUGUAACAGCCUUAGCUGUUCUUGGAAAAUAUGCAGCAACUGCCUCCUUCACAAUAGUCUAUGUUUACACAGCAGAACUAUACCCCACUGUUGUGAGGCAGAAUGGUGUAGGUCUAAACUCCAUGUGUGCUCGUUUGGGGGGAAUCCUCGCUCCACUGGUCAGACUCCUGGACGUCUACCAUUACACCAUCCCCAUGCUACUAUACGGAACCGUCCCCAUUGCUGCUGGAGGUUUCUGUUUACUACUGCCUGAAACCUGCAAUGUUGAACUGCAGGACCACACUGAACAAAGGGAACCUGAGAAUGGAGCUGCUGAGAUUUUAUGUAAUUUAGAAAAGAGCACAAAAUUGUAAUUCAAAUGAGCAAAACAGAUUUCAGAGUCUAUAAUAUCAGGAACAGUAGCGUGUUUUUACUUAACUGAUACAGUGGUAACAGUAAUUUGUGAGAUCAACCUUGAUCAGCUGACCAAAAUAAUCUCAUGUUCUAAACAAACAACUUUUUUAGAUCUCAUUCCUACAAAAUGACUUGCCCCUUAUUGAUAGUACUUUACUGAACACAAUCAAUCUGUCGUUAUCAUCAGGAUAUGUAACCCAGUCCUUUAAACUAGCUGUAAUCAAACCCCUUCUCAUAAUUUCCGCACUGGACCAGGAGGUUUUAGCUAACUAAAAACCGAUAUCUAGCCUCCCCUUCCUGUCUAAAAUCCUUGAAAAAGUUGUAACCAAUCAGCUGGGUGAGUUUCUCCAGGAAAGUAAUGUAUAUGAAAUCUUUCACUCGGGUUUAAAGUUAAUCUCAGCACGGAGUAAGCCUUGGCAAAAGUCACUAAUGACCCUCCAAUAGCUUCAAAUCAGGGAUUUGUGUAAGUGAGCCUAGAACUGUUCAUUAUCAUUAAAAGAACCGCCCUAAACCGUUACUAAAUCAUGUUUGUCAGAUCAGUUCCAUUUCGUGCCUGUUCUGCCCUAUGUCUUCGCGUGCGUCGUGUGCAGCUAUAAAAAAAUAAAACUUUUUUUUUUUUUUUUAAUUAUUAUUACUGCGCAAGAGUCUUCUCCUUCUUCUUCUUCUUCUUCUUCUUCUUCUUCUUCUUCUUCUUCUUCUUCUUCUUCUUCUUCUUCUUCUUCUUCUUCUCCUUCUUCUUCUCCCCCGAACGACAAGAGACAGGCCCUACGGUACACCUUCGCCAACGUCACGAAUCUCAGGGUCAGGGAGACCCCGAUCGGAAAGACGGCCCUCAACGCGGGCGCCGACGUCAGCGACCGCCCGGACAGCUAACCGGUCAUCGUCCUGGACUACAACCGCAACAAAGGAGGCGUGGACAACCUGGACAAGGUGAUAGGAACGUUCAGCUGCAGGAGGAUGGCCGCGCGCUGGCCCCUAGUCAUCUUCCACAACAUCCUCGAUGUCUCUUCCUACAACGCCUUCUUGACAUGGCGAGAGGUCAAUCCCAACUGGAUGCCGGGUGAUGACCAAUAAUCAAAUAUUUGAUCUAGUCCACAGUGAAUGUGGACAAAAUCUAGAUAGUUUCUAUCUAAACUAAUUUGAGCUUCAUUUUCAACCUGCCACAAUUUCUCCCCCCUUGUCAAUAAAUGUUUACUACUACAA